AUGGGAGACCACUACCCCCGUCCAGACUUUACCCGGAAGGGCCUUAAUUGGGCCUCUCUCAAUGGUCCAUGGGAUUUCCUCUUCGACGACUCCAACUCGGGCCUCUCCCAGGAAUGGCACUCCACCGGUCUGCCUACCAAGACUCGGAUAACAGUCCCCUACGCCUUCCAAACACCCGCGUCAGGAAUAAACCUUCAAGAGGCUCACGAAUUCAUCUGGUACGAGCGCGAGGUUCAGGACAUCCGGUCCAAGAGCGACAUCGAGGCCAAUGCGAGGCUGCUCCUCCGCUUCGGCGCGGUCGAUUACGAGUGUACAAUCUGGGUCGAUGGCAAGCAGUACGCUGCGCAUAGAGGCGGAUAUGUUCCCUUUGACGUGGAAAUCACCGAUGAAUUCACCGAACAAAAGAGCAAUGCUCGAGUGACCCUGCGUGUACGUGACUCCCCGACAGAUCUUACCCAACCGCGUGGAAAACAGUACUGGGGACCAGUGCCCGAGAGCAUCUUUUACACUCCGACCAGUGGUAUCUGGCAGAAUGUCUGGCUGGAAGUGGUGCCUGCAAUUCGGAUUGCGGAUUCAAGUGGUGGAACAGUCCUGCAAGGGGAUGAUAUCGAGGGUGGCUUCUUGAGAGGGGUCAUUGCUCUCACCGGAGAGAAGCCUCCAGCUGGAGAGACAUGUUCUUUGCGCAUUGCUAUCUCUUUCCAGGGCACAGAUAUGGCCGAAACCACGAUCGAUAUCGGCGAGGGACAAUUAACGGCGCCCUUUGAGCUGAACAUCCGCAGCGAGAAUGUCAGCCAGCACAGAUCCGCGUUCAAGAGCCUGCCGCCAUGGUCGCCAUACCCCCUGAGUGAUGGCCUGGCACUAUGGUCGCCCGAAUACCCGAACCUCUACGACGUGACUAUGCAGCUUAUCAACUCGGCCGAUGAAGGGCAGGUGUUCGACGAGAUCCACACAACAGUCGGGAUGCGCAAGAUCGAGUGGGACAACGGCGACAGCACGUUCCGCCUAAACGGCAAGCCUUACUUCCAAGCGCUCUGUCUGGACCAGGGCUAUUGGCCUGAGACCGGACUUACACCUCCUUCGCACAACGCUCUGAAAGAAGACAUCAUCCUCGCAAAGAAGAUGGGGCUCAACGGAUGCCGGAAGCACCAGAAGGUCGAAGACCCGGUCUUUUUGUAUUGGGCCGAUCGGCUCGGGUAUCUAGUUUGGGGCGAGAUUGGGAACGCCUAUGAGUUUAGCGAGGAGUAUGUGGAAAGAUUCAACGACGAGUGGGAACAGGUCGUUAAGCGCGAUCGCAAUCAUCCGUGCGUGGUUGCCUGGACCCCCGUCAAUGAGAGCUGGGGGUACAAGAACCUCAACGAUAAUGCCCGGGAGAGGGCGCAUAUUCGGGAGGUGUACAAGCUGACAAAGUCCCUCGAUCCAACCCGCCCCGUAAACGACAACUGCGGCUGGGAGCACGUCCAGACAGACCUAACGACCUUCCACGACUACAGCGACAGCGCCGAGCUGGCGAAUAUCUGCAACAAGCUGGACGGCGGCAUUCUAGCCCGCAAGCUCAACGGCGAGAUGUUUGUCGAUCCGAUCGCCUCGCGUGAUGGUUCUGUUCUCGACCCCGGGUCGACAUUCAACCCCAGCCUCCCGGUCAUCUGCUCUGAGUUCGGAGGCGUCAAUAUUGCCCCUGCACCGGAUGCAGCUGCGGCAGGAUCAGAGCGAGACUGGGGGUAUACUACGGCCGCGGAUCCGAAUGACCUCCUUGCCAGACUGGAGAAGCUGUUCCAGGCUGUUGUUCAUGGCGGGUUGAUCUGUGGGUUUGUGUAUACGCAGUUAACGGACAUCGAGCAAGAAGUCAACGGGCUGUACUCGUUUGAUCGCCGCGAAAAGGUCCCCGCUGAUAAGGUCAGGAAGCUCAUGGAGGAGGCGAAGAUGGCUUAUGCGAAGACGAUUGAGCGCCGGGGAAUUGAGCGGAGGACAUAG
Aspergillus mulundensis is the source of this 1971-nucleotide messenger RNA. RefSeq names its product glycoside hydrolase family 2 protein. Gene Ontology annotation, biological process: carbohydrate metabolic process. Gene Ontology annotation, molecular function: hydrolase activity, hydrolyzing O-glycosyl compounds. The record is from RefSeq and is a predicted model, not a curated record. The transcript is spliced from 3 exons. Lineage: Eukaryota; Fungi; Ascomycota; Eurotiomycetes; Eurotiales; Aspergillaceae. The coding region runs from base 1 to 1971 and encodes 656 amino acids.